AUGGCAACGGCUGAACAUCAUAAAGCUCAUCAUGGCUCGAACGCCUUAGGAGGCACUCAUGUGAAGUAAUACGAAAAUCUGAAGACCCUUUUGAAGAAUGCCAAGUCCACUAAUGGCUAAGACCUCUAUGCUCACUUGCAGGAGGUAUUCAAAAAGCUUAUCCUACACUAUCCAGAUCAAGCUCUUGACAAGUUAGAGGAAGUAUCUUUCUUGGUCAAACACAACGGAUCAGGUUAUAAGAUCAAUGAUUACUUAGUUCUCGAGGAAAGAAAAGAAUAUGACCAGCUAUCUGCUUCUCAAAAAUAAUACCUAGAAAAAUUGGUGACAUUCUUCAGAAAACCACCCGCUGAAAACGAGGAGGAAGAGGGAGCAGGCGCUUCAGAUGAGCCACCAGCUGCAACUGGCAACGUCUCAGAUCUAAUGAAUGAUUCCAAGAUAUUUGAGUGGGCUGGAAUCGGUUUCGGAGAAGUCGAGUCCUAUAGAAUUCUCAAGUCGCUCAAGAAAUUGGCUCUUGACACAGGGGCAGGCAACAUCAGAUUCUUUGGCAAGAUUCACGGCACUCAGAGUGACUACUACAUUGCUGAGGGUCAGGAAGGAACUGAAGACGAAGGAGAGAAGCCAGAAGACUUCGAGGCAAGAGGUACAGGAGUAAACAAGUUCGUCUACUGGGUUACCAAUAAUGUAUUCGAUAAGUGGAUUAAACUCCCAGAUCUACUGCCAAAAGACAUCAGAGCUGCCAGAUAAGUCAAGGUUCUAUUUACAGGCAAUCUAGAUAGACUCAUAUAUACCAAUCCCUACUUCUUUGGUCAAGAGAAGCACUAUCUAAGAGCGCAAAUAGCAAGAAUUUACCACUCUACCAAUGUAGUCCCUGCUUCAUUAUAUAAAGUGUCUGAAGACCCAAAGGAAAUCGAAGAUGCCACCCCAGAGGGAGAUGAGACUGAAGUAAGAAUACCAAGCACCCAUGAUAUGGCACAGUCUAAGAGCUGGGCUCACUAUUCCUAGAGUAUUCUAAAUGCAGGCAGAAUCACUCAUAUGUAACCACCUGUCCCAGCAGAUGCAAAGGACGGAGAAGACGAAGAGUAUUUUAUGAAAAAGCUAGAAGAAAGUGAUCCAACUGAGAAAAGACUAAAGCUGAUUUCUCAAGAUAGCCCUGUAAAUGUAGCAGGCAACGCUAAACAUCCCGCUUGGAUAGUGAAGCUGAUGGGAGAUAAAAAUGUCUAUUAACAUCAGACAAACCCUAAGAAGACUGUUAACUAUGGCGUUGUAGUAGUUAGGUCACUAUAGUGGCCAGGUUCAUUCACUUUUUACUCAUAAGGCAGAUAUCUGAGUAUUUAUGUAGGAAAUGGAUUAAAGUAUGAGACUCAGUCUUACUACCCAGUACACCCUCCAAUGAUUCUAGAUGACCCAGGCAAUGAAUGGAUUGAACAGCCAGAACCCACUCCACUAUUUGAAGAAGUAGUAGUCUAGCAAGAGGAAAACCCUGAUGGAGGAAAUGCCGAGCAGGAAGAAUAUUGA
Messenger RNA from Stylonychia lemnae, 1515 nucleotides. NCBI's taxonomy places the organism in Eukaryota, Ciliophora, Spirotrichea, Sporadotrichida, Oxytrichidae. The record is from the annotation of a GenBank genome assembly.